Encephalitozoon intestinalis ATCC 50506 is the source of this 855-nucleotide messenger RNA. Its product is annotated as DNA replication factor C small subunit. Gene Ontology annotation, biological process: DNA-templated DNA replication; DNA repair. The transcript has a single exon. NCBI's taxonomy places the organism in Eukaryota, Fungi, Microsporidia, Unikaryonidae. The record is from RefSeq and is a predicted model, not a curated record. Bases 1 to 855 code for a protein of 284 amino acids. Gene Ontology annotation, molecular function: DNA clamp loader activity; DNA binding; ATP hydrolysis activity. Gene Ontology annotation, cellular component: nucleus; DNA replication factor C complex.
AUGUUGUGGACAGAAAAGUACAGGCCUAAGUCUGUGGACACAUUUGAGGGUCCUGAGCAUCUCAAGAGCAUUUUAAGAAACUCCAGCGAGAGAGGACAUCCGAACCUCCUUCUGUAUGGACCACCUGGGACAGGAAAGACGACCUUUGCCCAUCUCUUGGCAACCAGGAAGCUGGAGCUUAAUGCAUCUGACGAAAGAGGCAUAUCUGUGAUAAGAGAAAAGAUCAAAGUGUAUGCAUCUACACUGGAAAAGGACAAAACAGUAAUACUCGAUGAGUGCGAAAAUCUCACGUCGGAUGCACAGCAUUGCCUGAGGAGAGUUAUUGAAGAUUCUGUGAACACCCGCUUCAUAUUUAUUACAAACUAUCCAUCGAAGAUCAUCGGGCCCUUGAGAAGUAGAUUGGUAGGAGUGAAGUUUACACUUGCAGAUAAUAGGGUUCUUGAGGGCAUAGGAGGCAACGAAGGACUAGGCUACGACAAGGAGCUAUAUCGCAGACUUUUUAAGCUCUGUGGAAACGACUUAAGAAAGGCAAUCAAUGUGCUUCAAGGCAUUGCUCCCCUGAGCAGCUUCUGCAUUGAAGAGGCCGUUGGAAGUAUUCCUCAAAAGACGGUGGAUGAGUUUUGGAAAGUAGGAAGGGCAGAAGUUAUGGAUUACUCGAAGAUGUUCCUGAGAGACGGAUACUCUGCACUUCAAUUGGUUCGGCAGCUGGCUGGGUGCUGGAAAGGAAGCGAUGCCCAGUCUGCAAAGUUUCAUCUUCUGCUCUCGUCGCUUGAAGAGAAAGCGGUCUUGGGAUGUUCGGAUGAGUUAGUCUUAUAUAAUCUCCUGGGAGGAAAGGUUGAGAUUUUUAGCCAAUAA